Molecule: messenger RNA, 2160 nt
Organism: Cornus florida
Lineage: Eukaryota; Viridiplantae; Streptophyta; Magnoliopsida; Cornales; Cornaceae
Exons: 8
Coding region: 300-1865 (521 amino acids)
Molecular function (GO): DNA binding
Source: RefSeq, a predicted model, not a curated record
UUGGUAAAAGUAAAAUUUCAGAAGGGGAAAGCGGAUGAAGAAAGCAAAUUGGCAGAAACUAAAAUACAAGUUUCUUGCCAUUUCACCUUCCAAGAGAUUCUCUCUCUCUACCUCCUUAAAUGGCUUGGCAAUUUUGUGGAUAUAUACAACAUUAAACUCAUGCAUUCAGAGAGAUUCUCUGUCUCUGUCUCUCUCUCUCUCAACAGGCGUUACGUUCUUGCAUUCUCCGCCUAGUGGGUUUGGCUUGUUGGGUCAAUAGAGAAACUGAAAGGGGGAGAAACCAUAGAAAUUGUAGAACCAUGGAAGAUUCGUGUGAAAUGCAUUCUGAAGACAAUAAAGCUCUUCCAGAGACGAACAGGAAAAGAAAGCUCAAGACAACAGCUCAGGUUGAGGCUUUAGAAAAUUUUUUUAAUGAACACAAAUAUCCAACAGAAUCAAUGAAAUUGGAACUUGCAGAGUCAUUACAACUGACAGAAAAGCAAAUUUCCGGGUGGUUUUGCCACAGAAGGUUGAAGGAUAGGAAAUUACUGAUUGAUGAAGCAUAUGCAAAUGGAAGACAAGAUCGAUCAAGUGGAGUUAUACAAGAUCGUGGCAGUGGACUUAGGCAGGAUUCAUGUGGCAGCACCAAACAAGGGGAUUACAGGCAUUUUGAUCCAAGGGAGGUUGAAAGUAGAAGGUUUAGUGGCCAAGAUUUUUCAGCUGUAGAUGUCACAUAUGAGCAUGGGAGUCACUAUACUGGCAACCAUAGUGGCACAGAUGAUACAUCUUCAGGAAGUAGCUCUCCUUUACAGAAUAAAAUUUUCAACCAAAAUGAGGUUCAUUUUGAUAUGACAACUUCAAGAUACCCAACACAGCAUAAUAAUAUUUUGCCAUUAGAUGCAAAGGGUGUACAAAUGAGGAAGGGGCCAUCUGGAUAUCUAAAGGUGAAGGGUCAGGUUGAGCAUUCUGCUAUUACUGCUGUUAAGAGGCAACUGGGGAGGCAUUACAGGGCAGAUGGUCCAAUGCUAGGUGUUGAAUUUCAGCCGCUUCCGCCUGGUGCAUUUGAGUCUUCAACUAGGGAUCCAGUCAAUGAACCUUACUAUGUUGGUGAUUCCAUUCCGCCCCAUUCAUUGGAUGUUCCUAGAACUUGCAAGCAACCUAAUCCUACUAUGAGAUAUGAAGUAUACAAUUCCAAGAUGGGCUCUCACGACUCGGAAUUGGAUGGGACAAGUCUUAAAAAUAUGCAUGGGUCUGAUUAUCAUGAAAAUUACCCCCUCCAAUUUAAGAAAAAGUUGUCUUUGCCCAAUCAUAGCAAUCCCUUUCCUGGCCGGAAUUCAUCAGUAGAAAUGAAUGAAGAUUCUGCUGGAGAAACCUCAAUUUUUGACAGCAGAACUUAUGGGAUGGGGGCUAAGCACAGUAACGAAGGGAUGAGAAUGGAUUCUGUGUCUAGUCAUCAUCUGCAUCAAUAUGGUGGAAAAAUCACAAGUGAACAAACAGAACCUUGGUUGCAUAACUAUGGUGAUGUAAGCCACAAGGUUGCUCAGAAGGAAUACUAUGAAUCUAAACCUUCACAGUUGACGCUAAAGCGCGGUGAACCUAUUGCUAUGGAGGAAAGAGGGAUGUCUAGAAAGAUGGCUAAGGAGGAAAAAUUCUAUGGAGAGGGGGGAGCAAUAAAUGAGUAUUUUGAUCCUGUUAAACCAAAUAUUCAUCCAGCAAAUGAAGUCGCAAAGAGAGGCAGGAAUGAAUUUCAUCGGCAACAGUAUCGGAGGAAAGCAUCAAUGGUAGAAAUGCUGCCUUGGACAACUCAGAUCAAAAGAUCCGGUGCAGAGAUGCCAUCUAGUUUCAGCGAGGAUGAAACUGUGGAAACAAGUUCUUCCAUGGAUUAAGAAACUGCUGGCAGUGGAAUGGAAAAAGUUUUAGAGAAGGUGGUUCUCAAGAUCAUACCUACCCGAGGGAGAGAAUGGUGACCUGAUAUGAAGUUGUAUAGUUUAAAACAUGUUAGAAUGCAGGAAGUAGUGGUACAAACAUUGUAAACAGGAUGUAUCUGUGCAUUAAUGUCGCGACCAAUUUGCUAAUUAGCUCCUUUAGGUCCUUGUUUAUAUAGUGAUGUACAUAUCAAUUUUCCUUUGGGACAUCAUUGUGGAAAGAAACUGAAUAGGGUUUUGAACUUUUGACUGAAAA